Molecule: messenger RNA, 5401 nt
Organism: Clupea harengus (Atlantic herring)
Lineage: Eukaryota; Metazoa; Chordata; Actinopteri; Clupeiformes; Clupeidae
Gene: clcn1a
Product: chloride voltage-gated channel 1a
Biological process (GO): chloride transport; transmembrane transport
Cellular component (GO): plasma membrane
Molecular function (GO): voltage-gated chloride channel activity
Source: RefSeq, a predicted model, not a curated record
UGUGUGUGUGUGUAUAUGUCUGUGCAUGAGAGUGUGUGUCCGCGUGUGUGUCUGUGCGUGUGCGUCCACGCCACCCUGCGCUGGAAAUGCUGAGGCCGACGAGAGGUUUAUUUUUGGGUCAGUGACAGUGUGUCAAUGGCCGCAGAUGCGUCGCAAAGGAAGGCUCUGAGAUACCAACAGACCCUGCUUGGUGGGGAAUACCAUGAGCAUCCAGGCUCUUCUCGUCGGAGAGAGGCUACUCGCCUGCUGACAGAGAGACAAUGGAAGAAACAACACCACCAUCACCACAGCCACCAUCACCAUGGCCACUCCCAUGGUCACCGUGGACACAGCCGCAGCCACCAUGGCCGGCAUCACAGUCGCCACCCAGCCACAGAGGACGACGCCGGCAAAACCCCCAAAUCGGAACAGGACCACAUGUCCUCGCUGAAGAAGCGGCGGUCCUAUUCUAAGUGUAGAGACUGUGUGGCACGAGUACAGAAAUUCCUGGUCUCCAAGUUGGGUGAGGACUGGAUCUUCCUGGUGCUGCUUGGUGUGACCAUGGCUCUAGUCAGCUGGAGUAUGGACUACGCUAGCGCUAAGAGUCUACAAGCUUACAAGUGGAUCCACGCAGAGCUGCGGGGUAAUAUUCCGCUACAGUAUCUGGCUUGGGUCUCGUAUCCCAUGAUCCUCAUCAUGUUCGCCUCUUUCUUCUGCCACCUGGUGGCACCCCAGGCUAUCGGUUCUGGUAUUCCCGAGCUGAAGACCAUCCUGAGAGGUGUGAUCCUGAAGGAGUAUCUGACACUCAGGGCAUUCGCUGCAAAGGUUGUGGGCUUGACGGCCGGGUUGGGCAGUGGCAUGCCUGUGGGCAAAGAGGGUCCUUUUGUUCACAUAUCCAGCAUCUGUGCCGCUACGCUCAGCAAUGUCAUGUCCCGCUUCUCAGGGGUCAACCAGAGCCCCUACUGUUAUACUGACAUCCUGACCGUGGGAUGUGCUGUUGGGGUGGGAUGCUGUUUUGGGACCCCUCUUGGAGGGGUGCUGUUCAGUAUAGAGGUCACCUCCACCUACUUUGCUGUGAGGAAUUACUGGAGAGGGUACUUUGCAGCCACAUUCAGUGCCUUCAUAUUCAGAGUGCUCUCUGUAGUUAACAAAGAUACAGUCACCAUCACCGCUCUCUUCCGCACCAAAUUCCGUAUGGACUUCCCCUUCGACUUGCAGGAGCUGCCGGCAUUUGCCGUGAUUGGCAUCGCCUGUGGGUUCAUGGGCGCCUUCUUCGUGUAUCUCAAUCGUCAGGUGGUACUGUUCAUGAGGAAGCCCAACACACUGACGCGCUUCCUCACCAGACACCGGCUGAUAUUCCCAGGAGUCGUCACACUACUGAUCACCACCCUGACCUUCCCUCCCGGUUUUGGACAGUUUAUGGCUGGAGAGUUGAUGCCCAGGGAGGCCAUCAACUCUCUGUUUGAUAACUUCACCUGGACUAAGGUGUGGGGGAACCCGCUUCCACCGGGCUUGGGGCGAUCUGCUGCCUGGUUCCACCCUGACGUCAACGUGUUUGUCACCCUGUUUCUCUUUUUUGUUAUGAAGUUCUGGAUGUCUGCAGUCUCUACCACCAUGCCCAUCCCCUCAGGAGCCUUCAUGCCUGUCUUUGUCCUUGGGGCAGCGUUUGGCCGGCUGGUGGGAGAGAUCAUGGCCGCCCUCUUCCCUCACGGCAUUCUGUUUGAUGGUAUCCUGUAUCGCAUCAUCCCUGGAGGGUAUGCUGUAAUUGGUGCUGCAGCAUUGACGGGGGCUGUCACACACACGGUCUCCACAGCGGUGAUCUGCUUCGAGCUGACAGGCCAGAUCUCACACAUCCUACCCAUGAUGGUGGCGGUGAUUCUGGCCAACAUGGUGGCCCAGGGCCUGCAGCCGUCCCUCUACGACUCCAUCAUCCAGGUGAAGAAGCUGCCCUACCUGCCUGAGCUGGGCUUUGGCCACAUCAGUCAGUAUAACAUCUUUGUUGAGGACAUCAUGGUACGGAAGGUGAAGUUCAUCUGUUCCCAGACAACGUGUCGAGAGUUGCUCUAUCUCCUAGACUCCAUAUCCCUCAAAGCCAUCCCUCUGGUGGAUUCCAAAGAAUCCAUGAUUCUAUUGGGCUCCGUUGACCGAUCAGAGUUGCUGGCUCUUUGUGAUUGGUGGCUGUCAGCCGAGCGGCGAAUCAUGAUGCAGACCCAGGGUCUGCAGCAGCAGGAGUCCUGUGUCAGGGCCAGCUGGGAGUCCUUCGCCUACGUGGACGAGGAGGCCGAAGACAAUGGAGACAAAAAUACUCAUAUCCAGGAAGAGCGAAAUGGCCCCCUGCCUUCUCCUAAACCAUCAGAACCAGCCACCAAUCAUACGGCUCCUGAUAAAGGCCCUCUGCAGUCUGUGAGGCGAACUCUGAGGAACAUGUUUUCAUCCUCCUCAGACAGACAAACAGAAGGUCAGACACAGGACCUCUCCCCUCCACCCCUCACUGACACCAUGACUCCAGAGAAGAUCAAAGCGUGGGAAGAGGAGCAGAUGGACCAGCCAUUAGAGAUCGAUCAGAUCCGCAUCGACCCCUCGCCCUUCCAGCUGGUGGAGAGGACAUCACUGCAUAAGACUCACACACUAUUCUCCUUACUGGGGCUGAGUCAUGCCUACGUGACCAGUAUUGGACAACUGGUCGGGGUUGUGGCACUCAAGGAGCUCCAGAAGGCCAUCGAGGGGUCGACCCGCAGUGGUGUGAGACUACGUCCCCCUCUGGCCAGCUUCCGGGAGUCCAGACGCAAGUCAGCAAAGCCCCCCACUUCAACCUCCUCCGGCCCCUCUUCUCCCUCCUCCCCCACGUCCCCUACGUCCCCAUUCACCCCUGCUCUUACCCCCCAUCCACCCCCUGCUCCCACCCCUGACCCAGCCCCAGAUGCACCUGCCCCAGCGAAGGAGAUGGAGGUGUGGAUCGAGGGGGUGUGGCGCGAGCCCCAGGUUGGGGUGGAGAGCAGCAGUAGCACCAGCAGCACCAGUGGCAGCAGCAGCAGCCUCAGCAGCACCCCGUCAGGGAGUAACCCCUCACUAGUGCCCCCCACACCUCCGUCACCCUCCACCAUCCCCCUCUCCAACCUGCAGCCUGUCCCCGAGGUGGUGCUGGAGGAGACAGAUGAAGAGGAGCCUAUCUAACUCACCUGGGGGGAGGGUGAUGUCUUGUUUAUUUUUUACUUUUGAAGUUUUUUUAUGAUGUUGGAAAGAUUUUGUUAAACAAUCUUGCUUUCUCUAUUCUCAGUUUUACUCUCGCUGUUCCUCUUUUGUGGUCGGAUGAGUUUUAAGUCUUGAGUCUUUUGUGGUGCUAUUGGCUGAGUUCUCAAUUGGAUCAUUCUAGAUUUUUUACAAUUUCGAGGAGCUCCUUAAAUGUUAGAAACCUCAAGUCACAUUUUAUUUCCUAUUGACAGAGUGUCAGUAUGAUCACAAAUACCAUCACUCUAAGGCAAAAGUAAUUAAAUUAAAUUGGAUGUAUUGUUCAAUAUGAGGAAGCACAGUGCAUGUAUGAUGUAACUUAUUUCAUGCUGUAAAUUAUCUUAAAUGAGAUUAUUGUAAUACACCAACAUAAAUUAAAGUAAAACAUAAAUAUCUAAAAUAAAGCUGCAUCCGGUAUCACAGAAAAUUCCAGAGAAAUUAAAACUCAUCCUCACCAUUGACAUCAUUCUUCCUCAUUACUGUUGUGAUGUAUGUGAGUGAAUGGGUCAGAUGAGAUCAGGUCCUGAUUGAGAAAAGUUGAAGACGUGCUCAGGUUAUCCUGGCUUUUUUAUAUGGUUGUUUGAUAUGUAGCAUUUGAGUUGCAUGGAUUUUUUUUUUAAAUCACUAGAUUUCCCUUUCCCAGAUCCAAUGAAGAUUAUUAUAUUGCAAAAGUGCCUCUUCCAAGGCUUGGUAGCUAUUAAAUUCACUGGAUGGUCUUUCAACAUGAACAUGUAUAAUGGAAUGGAAAGACCCUGCUUUAACAUGACAGUUAUUCUCCCGUGAGUGAUAUGGGCUUUCGUUGAAUUCAUCCUGAAUUAUGUAUACGGAUGAAGUGUUAUGUCACUGUCAAGUUCAGUGAAGCAUAAAUGUCAAAGUGAACAGUUUUCUAGCUCGUUUAUGUCCGGGCUGAAAAUGGAGGUGAAAAAACGCCUUGGUAAAUAUGAACCGGGAUUUUUGUCCAUUCCAACUCCAUGCCCACUUAAAUUCCUGUGUCUGACACUAAAAUUGAAAUGGAAAUCAGCUUAUUUUCUGACAAUGACAAAUCCUGUGUCUAGUGCAUCAGUAUGCCAAGGCCUUUUCUCUAUGUCUGCAGGUGAAUAUCUCUUUCAUUUUCUCUCUCCUUCUCCUGUCAGAGGAAGUCUCUGAAAUUGCCUGUCCUCUAUAGAAGCACCCCCACAGUCUAAUUUAUAGAAUCCAUGAAAUUAAAAUAUAACUAUUAUUUUAUUAUUUUAACUGCACACAUGAUAUAAUAAAUAAUAAAUUAAUAAAAGAAAACAUGGCACACAAUAUGGUUUGAUUUAAAAGAAUAUGGGAAGAACUGAAGACACUGUGUUAUAGGGUAAACUGUUCCCUUUAAACCCCUUUAAGGGGAAUAUCUUUCCAUGUCUUCUAUCAGCUAUCAGUCUUUGGCAGCUAAGUGCUCUUAACCUUGAGUAGAAUCUUCAAAAGAAUGAUACAAUCUUUGGACGACGCAUGAUAACCCUGUGGUUCUCAUCAAGGCCAACUCUACUCACGGCCAACCAUCCGAAUAUAGACAAUGUUACAGACGUUCAAAUUGUAACCUCAGUAUAUGUACAGUAAUACAUUGUAAAAAUUGUGUGCCUUUUGUCCUAUUCUACUGUGAGGACCUGUCCAUCUGUGGCUUCCUGGGGCUUUUUGGCUCUUAGAGGUAAAAGGCUAUACAGCCAUCUCAAAGAUCAGAGGCAGCCUCAGCUGGAAAAGGAGAGAAAAGGAGCCAUGGAGUGUUUAUCCAGACCUUACAAGGACAUUUGCUCUUUCUGUGAUCUUCCUCUCGCUCUCUCUCAUACACACACACACUUUCUCACUAUCUCUCUCUCUCUCUCUCAGGUUGAUCCAUAUGUCUUUAAACUGGCAGGUUCUUCAUCAUCAGAAGAUUGUCUGCUUUCUUGAUGUACCAAAUGUCUCUCUGUGUGUUUUAAGAAUGAAGGAGGAUCUGUAUGUGUUGUACGUCUCGGCGUCCUGUUUGUAGUCUUGUAUUCAUCUCUUUUUGGGGUCGAUGGGAUUCAUAACAACUGCUAAUAUUACAGUUGUUACGUGUUUUGUUGCAGCUGAUAUUUUAUAGAUAAACAUCUUUGGAUAGAGAUAUAUAUAGAGAUAUAUGGAAUUGCUUAAAUUAUUUUAGUUAAGUUAAACUAUAUUUAAUAUGUUAUUUAUAAAUAAAGUUUUAUGACAA